CCUCGGCUGAAUAGCCGGAAUUCAAAUGCGGUACAUUGGCAAGCUCUUGCUUCUUUACCCAGCUGCUCUUUAUUAUUAACCCAUUCUCCAAUAAAUCCAAUCGUAAUCAUCUUUUCGCCAUCAACUCUUACUUCCUCCAGAAAUGCCAAUUGUGUAAAAGAAGCCAUCCUACCUUAACACUUGUACUACUAUCUUGUCUCUAAAAACUUAAUUCCGUGAUACCCUAACUUCGAGAGCUUCAACAAGAUGGCAGGAGAAUUGCGAUUCGACGACCAAGUCGUCGUCGUCACCGGAGCUGGUGGUGGUCUAGGCAAGGCCUACGCUACUUUCUUCGCUUCAAGGGGAGCCAAAGUCGUUGUCAAUGAUCUCGGAGGUUCAUUCAAAGGAGAGGGCAACUCGACAAAGGCUGCCGAUGUAGUUGUAGACGAGAUCAAAGCAGCUGGCGGUCAAGCGGUGGCCAACUACGACAGCGUCGAGAAUGGAGAAAAGAUCAUCGAAACCGCCAUCAAAACAUACGGCCGAAUCGAUGUCCUACUCAACAAUGCCGGUAUCCUACGGGAUAUUAGCUUUAAGAAUAUGACGGAUCAGGACUGGGACCUGGUCAUGAAGGUACACGUUAAGGGUUCUUAUAAAUGCGCCCGCGCUGCCUGGCCCUAUUUCCGUAAACAGAAGUACGGCCGCAUAAUCAACACCGCAUCCGCUGCCGGCUUGUUCGGCAGCUUCGGUCAAGCCAACUAUUCUGCUGCUAAACUAGCUAUGGUUGGUUUCACCGAGACCCUCGCAAAGGAGGGUAUCAAAUACAAUAUUAUCUCCAAUGUCAUCGCUCCUAUAGCAGCGAGUCGCAUGACCCAGACUGUCAUGCCUCCGGAGGUUUUGGAAGCCUUAAAGCCCGAAUGGGUUGUUCCUCUCGUCGCCGUUUUGGUACACAAGAAUAACACGAAUGAGACCGGUGGAAUUUUCGAGGUUGGUGGUGGCCACGUUGCCAAGUUGAGGUGGGAGAGGUCGGGCGGUCUUCUCCUGAAGGCAGAUGACAGCUAUACACCAGGUGCUGUUCUCAAGCAGUGGAACAAGGUCGUCGACUUCUCGAACCCCCAAUACCCAACCGGGGCCAAUAACUUCAUGGAACUCCUUGAGGAAUCGAUGAAAUUAGGUCCAAGUGAGCAGGGUGAAAAGCUAGACUUUACCGGUCGCGUAGCCCUGAUCACCGGUGGUGGUGCUGGUAUCGGACGAGCAUACGCCCUUGCCUUUGCCAAGCAUGGCGCAUCGGUUGUCGUGAACGAUUUAGUCGACCCCGAUACAGUUGUCGAGGAAAUCAAGAAACUAGGCGGCAAGGCCGCUGGCGUUAAGGCUUCUUCUGAGGAGGGCGAAAAGGUUGUACAAGGCGCUAUCGGUGCUUUUGGCCGUAUCGAUAUCAUUGUCAACAAUGCCGGUAUUUUGCGAGACAAGGCUUUCUCCAACAUGGAUGACAACCUUUGGGACCCCGUCUUAAAUGUUCAUCUCCGAAGCACAUUCAAGGUUACCAAGGCAGCUUGGCCCUACUUCUUGAAGCAGAAGUAUGGACGUAUCAUUAACACUACGUCAACCAGUGGUAUCUACGGCAACUUUGGUCAGGCCAACUAUGCGGCAGCCAAAGCCGGUAUUCUCGGGUUCUCCCGAACAAUUGCUCUAGAGGGCGCCAAAUACAACAUCUACUGCAACACUAUCGCACCAAAUGCUGGUACAGCCAUGACACGCACAAUAUUACCCGAGGAGCUAGUCCAGGCAUUCAAGCCUGAUUAUAUUGCUCCUCUUGUCCUCGCUCUCUGCAGCGACAAGGUUCCUGAGAACCCUACGGGCUACUUAUACGAAGUUGGCAGCGGUUGGUGCGGCCGGACAAGAUGGCAACGAACUGGAGGCGCCGGCUUCCCCGUGGACGUCAAGCUAGUACCCGAGGAGGUCGUCAAGAAAUGGGCUCAAAUCGUCGAUUUCGAUGACGGACGAGCGGACCACCCGGAGAAGAGCCAGGACUCGGUGGCGAAGAUCAUGGCCAACAUCGAGAACAAGCGAGCGGCAUCUAAGGAGACCCCGCCCGGUAAUCAAUACCUCGCCGCCCAGCAGAAAGCCAUUGCCACCUCAUCACCGGGAACAGAAUUCAGCUACUCGGAACGUGACAGCACACUCUAUAACCUAGGUGUCGGUGCCAAGAGGACCGAGCUAGCUUACGUAUUCGAGGGCAACGAGGACUUCCAGGUGUUACCGACGUUCGGUGUGAUUCCGCAGUUUGACGCCAACAUGCCGUUCAGCUUCGAUGACGUGGUACCCAACUUCUCGCCUAUGAUGCUGCUGCACGGUGAGCAGUACCUUGAGGUCAAGAAGUACCCGAUCCCGACAGCAGCUAAGACCAAGAACUACGCCAAGUUAAUCGAAGUUGUGGACAAGGGCAACGCAGCGGUUCUAAAGAGCGGCGUGACAACAGUCAACGCCGAGAACGGUGAGGAGCUAUUCUACAACGAGGCUACUGUUUUCUUGAGAGGCUGCGGCGGCUUCGAUGGACAGAAGAAGCCAGCGGAUCGAGGAGCGGCGACGGCAGCCAACAAGCCCCCAAGGAGAUGGCCUGAUAUCGUUGUUGAAAGCACCACCACGGAGGAGCAGGCUGCUGUUUAUAGGCUUAGCGGCGAUUAUAACCCCCUUCACAUCGACCCCGGCUUCGCCAAGAUGGGCGGAUUCAAGGUGCCUAUCCUCCACGGACUCUGCUUCAUGGGUAUCGCGGGCAAGGCCGUGUACGAGAAGUUCGGACCAUUCAAGAACAUCAAGGUCAGGUUCGCUGGCACCGUUAUCCCCGGCCAGACUCUAGUUACCGAGAUGUGGAAGGAGGGCCCUAACAAGGUCAUCUUCCAGACUAAGGUCAAGGAAACCGGGAAACUGGCUAUCUCCGGCGCCGCGGCGGAGUUGGUUGGGGAUGGCAGAGAGGGGAAGUUGUGAGUGGCGUCUAAGUGGCGUCUCGGUGAGUGAGUGGGGUGAAACAGGUAGAAUGGGCGGGAUACAAGAAGAUGAGUUGAGAUGAGAUGAGACGACGAAGAUAGUGGACCUUUUCAUUUGUUUUGCAUGGGAGAAAUUGAGUUCGGCGUCUUUGCUACAAAAUCAUUUAUAUAUAUAGUAAGAGUAAGUACUUUUUAUCAGAUGGGUUUAGCAUGCAUGAAUAUAUAUGCCAUAGAGGUUGGAUACCUAUCUCUAGGCUCUUUGGUUCUUG
Annulohypoxylon maeteangense is the source of this 3229-nucleotide messenger RNA. Its product is annotated as NAD(P)-binding protein. Bases 247 to 2961 code for a protein of 904 amino acids. NCBI's taxonomy places the organism in Eukaryota, Fungi, Ascomycota, Sordariomycetes, Xylariales, Hypoxylaceae. The transcript has 5 exons. The record is from RefSeq and is a predicted model, not a curated record. Gene Ontology annotation, molecular function: oxidoreductase activity.